Penaeus monodon (black tiger shrimp) is the source of this 1026-nucleotide messenger RNA. RefSeq lists its product as uncharacterized. NCBI's taxonomy places the organism in Eukaryota, Metazoa, Arthropoda, Malacostraca, Decapoda, Penaeidae. Gene Ontology annotation, molecular function: nucleic acid binding. The transcript has 3 exons. Bases 1 to 1026 code for a protein of 341 amino acids. The record is from RefSeq and is a predicted model, not a curated record.
AUGACCUUCAACACAGUGAAAAGGUUAUUCUUGAAAAUUGUUCAAUCUUCAUGCUUUGCAGAUGAGCUUAAACUGCUAGCAGAAUCUAAAGAUGGAUUAUUGAGGGUAGGAGGCAGGCUUGCACACAGUGAGCUUGAGUAUGAUGCGAGGCACCCACUGAUUCUGCCCAAGGACUCCCCUGUUUCCAAACUACUCAUACAUUGGCAACAUGAAAAAUCAGCACACAGUGGUCGCUAUUAUGUAUUAAGUCAUCUUAGACAGAGGUAUUGGAUAUUGGGUGCAGGCCCUUUAUUAAAGAAGAUAACAUCUACCUGUACUGUGUGCCGACGUCUUGCACCCCGACAAUUGGCGCAGCUUAUGUCAGACCUACCUGCUGAUAGACUUAGCCCAAAUAAACCACCAUUUACACAUUCAGGGGUCGACUGUAGUCGUAGUGAUGUGAAGCAUUACGGAGGGAUUUUCACCUGUCUGAUAUCUCGAGCUGUCCUUUUGGAAGUUGUGAAGACAAUAAAUAUAUCCUCUUUCGUUAUGGCCCUCUUCAGGUUUUGUGCUAGAAGAGCAGAGAGGGAUUUAAAGCAGGAGCUUGUUCAACUCGACCAGUCACAAAUGCAAGAAGACAUGCUUAAAGAAGGUUUCUCUUGGGUGUUCAACCCACCAGCAGCUUUUCACUUCGGUGGGGUGUGGGAGCACCAAAUAAGAUCAGUUAGGCGCAUCCUAUUAGCUCUCCUCCGCCAGCAGAAGUUGACUCAUGAGGGAUUAGAGACACUCAUGUGUGAGGUGGAAGCUAUCUUAAAUAGUCGUCCAUUAACCAAAUCCUCAGAGGAUUCACAAGAUGCUGAGCCUAUUACUCCUAAACAUCUACUUACUCUGAAAGGUCCCUUAGCACCCCCUGGCGAGUUUUUAAAGGAAGAUCUUUACAGGGCACUAUCUGGAAAGAGUACAGUGGAGCAAGAAAAGAACAGGGGCGCAUGGGGAUCGAAUUUCCUUGGAGGUCAUGGCAGCUCCCGGAAAUGUGAUGAACUAUAA